AUUCUCUCUGAGAAGAGAGAAUCCGAAACUUUCCUUCCUCAUCUGUACAUUGCAUACGCAUAGAAUACCGAUUCCGAGCAAGCAAAAGAUCAAGUGAGACACCUGCAGUUGUUGGUUCUUGUCUUCCACACAACAGCAGAUGAGAUGAGACCAAACUGGGAGCUCAAGAACUGCUGCAACCACGAUCAAGUGGUGUUUCUCGUCACAGUAGCUGUCUGUACUGUUGUUAUCCUCGCGCUAUGGAGGACAGUGCUUCUGAGACCCUUCAAGCUUGUCACUGUAUUUCUUCAUGAGACUAGCCAUGCUAUUGCUUGUAAGCUUACAUGUGGUCAUGUGGAAGGGAUUCAGGUUCAUGCAGACGAAGGUGGUACAACACAAACUCGUGGCGGCAUAUACUGGUUGAUCUUGCCUGCUGGAUAUCUUGGUUCAUCUUUCUGGGGAAUGGUUUUGAUACUUGCGUCAACAAAUCUUCUUACUGCAAGAAUUGCUGCAGGAUGUUUCAUUGCUGCUUUACUUCUUGUACUCAUAAUAGCUAAAAAUUGGACACUUCGGGGACUUUGUAUAGGGUUUGUUGUUUUUCUUGGUGUUGUCUGGAUUCUGCAAGAAACUACUAAAGUUCGUAUACUUCAAUACAUUAUUUUGUUCAUUGGCGUAAUGAAUAGCUUGUUUUCAGUCUAUGAUAUCUAUGAUGAUUUGAUAUCCCGCAGAGUUCACUCUAGUGAUGCUGAAAAAUUUGCAGAAAUAUGUCCUUGUCCAUGUAAUGGCGUUGGAUGGGGUGCCAUUUGGGGUUUAAUCUCAUUCUUGUUUCUUUGUGGAGCAAUGUAUCUAGGUCUUGUAAUAUUGUCUUGAUUCUUGAGGUAUUUCCAGUUUCGGCCACUUUUCUGGUCGUUCUCUUCAAUUAUUCCAUGUUUUCAGAGCAUUCCCUCCAUAGGAUACAUAUCAAAGUUGUAUUGGAUAAUUUAAGAACUUACAUUAGGGUGCAAGCACUGCAAACAUUUUUGUG
Messenger RNA from Rubroshorea leprosula, 1003 nucleotides. NCBI's taxonomy places the organism in Eukaryota, Viridiplantae, Streptophyta, Magnoliopsida, Malvales, Dipterocarpaceae. The record is from the annotation of a GenBank genome assembly.